GGCCAAACAGGCCUCUCUUUUCCAAAGAAACUGUCGGGGGUACUUUUUAAGCGCCUCGAUGUGUGGUGGAGAAUUUUCCUUGAAUUCGGACACUGCACAAGUGCACCAUAUACCCAACAAGACGGCAAGAUGGCUGCGCUUAGGGGUUUGCGGCAUGGACAAGCCGAUGAUACAACAACCAACGAUAUGGAGGAUCAUAGGAAGGAGCUCGCAUCACUUUCUCAAGAACUACAGGAAUUCCUUAAAAGGCACGGAUCGUUGAAUUAUAUUGGUUCUAAAAAGGUGCGAUGCAGCUUAACCGGGCAUGAGAUGCCCUGUAAGAUGACAGCCUUGGAGAGCUACACCAAGGGUAGGAAGUACCAGCGGCUACGAGAGCGCAGCUGCUGUGACUUGGAGAAGUACAAGCCCCACAUUAUACCCAGCCAGAAAAAGGGCCAUGUGCACCAGCUUUUCUGCACACUGACGCGGCGUCAUAUCAGCAGGGAGCCUGCUGACAUAGAAAGACAUGUAAAGGGCAAACGAUACAUGAGGGCCCUCACAAGAUACAAUGAGUGUCAGCGUCUGGGCGUGCCGUUCAAGCCCUGCAGUAAGGUUCCUCGCAUGGACCAACAGCAGCAGGAAUUGGACCACGGACCACGGGAAGGCAGCACAACGGACUCUGAGGCCUCCGAUGGGGAGACAGAUGACAGCAUGUCGGAUCUCUACCCAGCUGAAGACUUUGAGGAUGAACUCGAAGAUGCAGGAUUGGAAGAGGACAUCGAAAACAUGGCAGUUGGCGAUGCCAGCAAGAAUGCAGAACAAGUUACAGUUGGCAAAAAGCGAAAGAACCCAGGCUUUACUAAGAAGACCACGUUUAAGAAGUCAAAACAGCUUAAGUUGAACCCUGAACAGCAGCAGAUGUUUAAAGAUGCAAGAUGACUGCAACAGUGAGAUUUAAGAUUCUUACAUCUAUGGAAGAACAUACCUGAGCAGAUCGGAUCGAGAUCUGACCAUGUCUGGUUGGGGAAGUAGAAGCUUGGUCCUGAA
This is a messenger RNA of Acanthaster planci (crown-of-thorns starfish), 1026 nucleotides long. RefSeq names its product surfeit locus protein 2-like. NCBI's taxonomy places the organism in Eukaryota, Metazoa, Echinodermata, Asteroidea, Valvatida, Acanthasteridae. The record is from RefSeq and is a predicted model, not a curated record.